Messenger RNA from Colletotrichum acutatum, 666 nucleotides. Its product is annotated as DNA mismatch repair protein MutL. Gene Ontology annotation, biological process: mismatch repair. Gene Ontology annotation, cellular component: MutLalpha complex. Gene Ontology annotation, molecular function: ATP hydrolysis activity; ATP-dependent DNA damage sensor activity. The coding region runs from base 1 to 666 and encodes 221 amino acids. The record is from RefSeq and is a predicted model, not a curated record. Lineage: Eukaryota; Fungi; Ascomycota; Sordariomycetes; Glomerellales; Glomerellaceae. The transcript is spliced from 2 exons.
AUGUCAAUAUCUCAGCUACCUCAGGCUACUGUUCGUCAGCUUGGCUCCUCUGUCGUCAUUCCAUCUCCCGUGUCACUUGUCAAGGAACUCGUAGACAAUGCUAUUGACGCCAAUGCAAAUAAUGUCGAGAUCAGGAUCUCCGCAAACGCAAUAGACAAGAUUCAGCUCGGAAGACUACAUGCUCUUGGACGCCGUUCCCAUACCAGUAAGCUCCGGACUUUCGAAGAACUUCAAAGCAAGGGAGGUCAGACACUUGGUUUCCGCGGCGAUGCCUUGGCGAGCGUAAAUGCCGUCUCGAAGCUUACCAUCACGACGAGAACGAGCAGUGAUCCAGUGGCGGUUUCGCUGGUACUCAACCCCAGAGGCGGCGGUUUUACGAAUAAGAAGCAUGUUUCGGGCUCCGUCGGGACGACUGUCGACGUCUCGGACUUGUUUGCCAACAUUCCGGUUCGCAGGCAACGAAUUCUGAAGGAAAGCAAGAAAACAUACGCGCAGAUCAAGGACCUUCUACAGGUCUACGCACUCACUCGACCUCACAUUAGGCUCUCCUUGAAAGUCACUAAAAAUGACAAACUCUCAUGGUCAUAUGCUCCAAGCAAAGAUAGUGGCGUCCGAGAGGCAGUUCUCCAAGUCCUUGGGUCGGAACUGGUCUCGCAAUGCGUCUAG